AUGCCGCCGAAAAAGAGUGACGAGAGAAUCCUUUUUGAAAGGUAUUCCAACCUCACAGAACGCCUCAAAAAUCUCAUUGAAACAGCACAAAACAAACUUGACAAAACUUGCCCCCGGGAAGUCGCAAAAGCUCUCUCGACCGCGAUCUUUUCAUUGAUUAAAGUUUUCGAGGAGGGCUACCUGGAAUGGUUAUCGUCAAAUACAACUUUUUCGGAGGAUAUAGUCAACGAGCAAAAGAAAUCUCAUAACGAUCUGGCCAUGAGAUGCGACAACAUUCUCAUCGAUCUAAGCGUUGCCGGAGACGAUGGACAAGUCCCGGAGAAAACGAACGACGCUCCAAAGUCCCGCCUUCCGAAAGUGGAGUUCCGAUGCUUUAAUAAGGCGCAACCCAAGCUUUGGUUCGAGCAGCUUGAGGUUGUCUUCGCGUCUUCGUCGAUUUCUUCCUCCGAACAAAAAUUUGCUGCCUUGCUCCGUCUCAUGGACGACUCUACGUCUUCGCUCCUUUGCGCCAUCACCAGGGAAAAAGCUCCGACUGCCUACGAAGAUGCGAAAGCAUUAUUAAUUAAAGAAUUCUCCUUGUCACGUUUCGAUAGGGUAAAAGCUUACCUGGAAGCGGCUCCUGCUCCCGAUGAGAAACUAACCUUGUUCAAUUCUCGCAUUGAAUCUCUCGUGGAUGGUCUCUGCUUCGAAGAUGUCUCGAAGUUCUGCCUCCUAAGAUACGCCCCUCCAGCAGUACGACUACAACUGUCCGGAUCUGGUUUCGAUGACAA
Messenger RNA from Paramuricea clavata, 770 nucleotides. The record is from the annotation of a GenBank genome assembly. Lineage: Eukaryota; Metazoa; Cnidaria; Anthozoa; Malacalcyonacea; Plexauridae.